This is a messenger RNA of Cladocopium goreaui, 1870 nucleotides long. The record is from the annotation of a GenBank genome assembly. NCBI's taxonomy places the organism in Eukaryota, Dinophyceae, Suessiales, Symbiodiniaceae.
CCUCGACUGCCUUGAUGUCCAGUUUCUUUGCCUCGCGACGCGCCUCGCGAGCGCUUUUUGCGCCACUGGCGGCAGUUGCGACCACAUUGCAUUGGCAGAGGAGGUCCCUGCACAGUGAGGGCAAGCUCACCUUCCGAAGAUUGAGGGGUCCUCGUGAGGGUGAGAAGAAAGAGCUGAGAAAUCGUCUUAUCAAACAUACAGACUUCGUUUAUCAAUGCCUUAGCUAUGGGAAAUUGGAAGACUACUAUGUGCUCGAGAAGGAACUGGGCUUUGGAUCCUUCGGCACCAUCUACAUGGCCAAGCACAAGUUCUUGGACUUCAAGUUUGCCGUGAAAAAAGUCCCCAAGGGUGAAGAUGACGAGAAGGUGAAGGCCUUGCUCAUGAACGAGAUUCACGCCUUAAUGGAUCUCGACCACCCGCAUGUAGUGAAGCUGGUUCGCUAUUUUGAUGAGGGGAAACAUAUGUAUUUGGUGUUCGAAUUGUGCGAAGGACCAGAUCUUCUGACCAGACUGGAAGCUGGAGGAAAACUGAAAGAGAAGGAGGCGGCCAGCACGAUGCGGCAGAUGCUGGCGGCGCUGAAGUGUUGCCAUGAUCACUACAUGGGGCAUUUCGAUGUGAAGCCGGAGAAUUUUAUCUAUCGCCGCAAGGAUUGUGCGAAACUGAAGAUGAUUGAUCUGGGUUUGGCCAGCCGCUUCAAGCGAAGCAGGCGAGAGAUCCGCGGAACAAGCGCGUACAUGGCACCGGAGAUGUGGGAUGGCUUUUUUGGCCCCGAAGCCGAUAUCUGGGGCUGCGGAGUGGUCUUUUUCUGCAUCCUCACAGGCGAGCAAUUCUUCCCUUCCUGGCUGGAGGAUGAUGAGAUCAGACCUUUGGCACGCGACAGGAAGUGGGUGAGAAGCAGGUUGCGAAUGCUCAAAGAACAGCAGCUCUCAAAGGAGGCGGUGGAUUUGGUGACCAGCAUGAUGCGCCACGACCGCCACACACGGCCCACAGUACGCGAAGCCUUGCAGCAUCCCUUCUUUCAGAUACAUAGCGAGAAGGCCGCAGCAGAAGCUUUGCGACAGACAAAUCCGCAGUACUACCGAGAGCUGGACCGACAAACAGAGGGAGUUCUUGAUCGCUUGGUUGAACAUUUCGUUGAAUUUGCUUCGGAGCCUGUGAUUGUGCGCGCAGCGUUGCUCUUGAUGGCUCACGUGGGCGCUUACAGUGCUCGGGCGACAAGGGCUCAGAGGUCUGCGUUCACAGAGCUGGACAGGACCUCUAGUGGCGGACUUUGUAUGGAAGUCCUUGAAGCCUUCUACGAUGAUCGGAGGAUGCCCAUCCCAGAGGCUCUGGAACAAGCCUUCAGUGGAGUGGACGUGGACGAUGAUGGUUAUAUCACCUACAUCGAAUUCCUGUCUGCUACUCUGCCACGAAGCAUUCGAUGCGACGAAAACUUUUGCAGACGAGUUUUCGAGAUGGUCGAUCGCAACGGCGAUGGCUUUAUCGAUGCAUCAGACUUAUCUCAGGCCUUUAUGGCUGGAGAAGAUCAUCGAGGAGUUUGCCGCGAAUCCUUGGCCGAAGUGAGUCAAAGUGAGCGGAUUAGCUGGGAGCAGUUUUUAAAGCUCAUGCAAAGCCCCAAAGUUGGCUGCACAUGAUCCCCUGACAUUUCUCCCAAAUAUUACCUCAAAUCCCCCGACAUUUCUCCCAUUACCCCAAAUGGGGAAGCUGGUGAGGAAUGCUUCAGCUUUUUGGCUUUUUGUGGCGGAAUUCCUUUUUGAGUGCGAUCGAAGAUUGCAAUGGAAGACCUUCAGAAAGCUUUUCUAGUUUGAAGGAACGAGAGGUUUCUUUGAACGCCGGGACGGUAGGACAGCGCGAGCACGACUUAUGCGCC